Colletotrichum navitas is the source of this 1193-nucleotide messenger RNA. RefSeq lists its product as uncharacterized. Lineage: Eukaryota; Fungi; Ascomycota; Sordariomycetes; Glomerellales; Glomerellaceae. The record is from RefSeq and is a predicted model, not a curated record. The coding region runs from base 159 to 827 and encodes 222 amino acids. The transcript has a single exon.
CCUUCGUACAUAUACCACUGCUGCUGCUCACUGACAAGUUGUGGCGUCUCAAAACAAGACACCGAGGCACUUCGACAUGUUUGGAAACAGGGUCCUUAGCCGGAGCACCGCAAAGCAUAAGUUCCCCAGUUAAACAUAACCAACUCUUAUAUCCUGUGAUGCUUGAUAUAGACUUGCUUCCCCUGUAUGACAUGUCAGUAGUAUCAUCUCACUAUCACCUCCCAGAUACAUACGUACUUGAACAUAGAGUAGUUUCAUAUGAUCUGGACACAGUCCCACCUGGGAUUCAGCCACCAGAGAAGGCAUUUUCCCAACAAGCUCUCGUACGGCGGUUCAUUGAUCAGGAGGGUGCAAGCUUGGGUCGACCCUCUCACGACAUUGUGAGAUAUAGUCACCUUACCAACGGCAAUCGAACCUCGUGGCGAGCCAAAACCCGCAGGCGCUGGCUCGCUCGGACUUGUAUAAAAACAGAACUGAUGUUCCGUUCGUCCAGAGACACCGCUGUCUCUACCAGCAGAAGCAGCAUUGCUAGUCAGUGCCUAGAUAGACGCUCACGUACAUGUCUACUGUUCAAUGAAAGGAAGGGUCCCGCGACCCGGUAUGGGGCUACUUUGCCGAUUAAAACCAAACAAAGUAGCGUUGAUUUUGUACCAUGGCAUGAUUUUGGGGGUGUUGGGUAUUCAAACCAGAUCUCUGGCGAAAGAAGGAGCCGAAAAAAACAGCGUAAAUCAACGCCGCGUUUGACAAGGGCGUCUACGUGCGUUGGCUUUGUGUACCGGAUGGGUAUUGAACUCGUCGAAAGAGGCCCAUCAGUGUCUCAGGGGUAGAUGUAACGGAUACAAGCGGUUACUCUCAAAACUCGUAAACUGGGAUGAUUGCACUGCACAUGACAUAUAGGAAAAGCUAUGGACGAGACUGGAAAAAGAAAGAAGGGAGAGGUACGUAGAGGUAGAUGAGUCCGGCAACAGGAGCCUGGUGGAGAAAGGUCUCACAACAUGCAGGCUGGACCUCGUUAGAGAAUCGUUUCGCCAAGCAGCCGUUGUAAGGGAUAUUGCGUGAGGCUCAAUUGAAUCCGACUCCAACUCGAGUUGCAAAGAGCUUCGCUGAGCUUCUGCAAAGGCAACUGAGGGUCUGGAGCCUUCGAUGUCUUAGUUGAACGUUACCGCUGGACCAGAUUGGGGGGUCGGUGACGC